Punctularia strigosozonata HHB-11173 SS5 is the source of this 1095-nucleotide messenger RNA. Its product is annotated as P-loop containing nucleoside triphosphate hydrolase protein. Gene Ontology annotation, molecular function: ATP hydrolysis activity; DNA clamp loader activity; ATP binding. Gene Ontology annotation, biological process: DNA-templated DNA replication; DNA repair. Gene Ontology annotation, cellular component: DNA replication factor C complex; nucleus. The transcript is spliced from 6 exons. Lineage: Eukaryota; Fungi; Basidiomycota; Agaricomycetes; Corticiales; Punctulariaceae. The coding region runs from base 1 to 1095 and encodes 364 amino acids. The record is from RefSeq and is a predicted model, not a curated record.
AUGGCUGCCAAUUUCUUCAAGCCUCAACAAAAACGUGGCGUGCCAGUGCAACAAGUUCAAGCAGCGGAGCUAGAAAAUCAACCUUGGGUCGAGAAAUAUCGACCAAAGACCAUCGAGGAUGUUUCGGCACAGGAACAUACAGUCGCUGUGCUACGGAAAACCUUAACAUCUACCAAUCUUCCCCACAUGCUCUUCUACGGCCCACCGGGUACCGGCAAGACCUCCACCAUCCUCGCUCUAGCCCGUCAGCUAUUUGGCCCUGACAACUUCCGCUCUCGCGUUCUCGAGUUGAACGCCUCCGACGAACGCGGUAUCAGCAUCGUCCGCGAGAAGAUAAAGAACUUUGCACGCCAGACACCCCGCGCACAGGCCGUCUCAAGCGACGGGAAAACGUACCCAUGUCCGCCAUACAAAAUCAUCAUCCUCGACGAAGCGGAUAGCAUGACUCAAGACGCGCAGGCGGCCUUGCGCCGAAUUAUGGAGAACUAUGCGCGCAUCACCCGAUUCUGCUUGGUCUGCAACUACGUGACACGGAUAAUAGAACCUCUCGCUUCCCGCUGCUCCAAGUUCCGCUUCAAGCCGCUCGACCCUACUUCCACCUCUUCCCGCCUCCAACACGUUGCCGACGCCGAGCGAGUUCCCGUCACCCCUGCCGUCCUCGAUACCCUCGUCUCCGCAUCUCAGGGCGACCUCCGACGCUCCAUCACCUACCUCCAGUCCGCGUCUCGCCUUUCCGCGUCCACCGACCCCCCGAUCCCCAUCACGCCAACGGACAUCCAGGAGAUCGCGGGCGUCGUGCCCGAUGCGGUAGUCAAGAACUUCGCAAGGGUAUUGGGGGUCGAUAACAGGGCGCGGAAGAAGGGUUUCGACAAUAUUCGGGAAAAAGUCAGGGAGAUCAUGCGCGAGGGUUACUCCGCGUCCCAAUUGCUGUCACAGCUACAUGACUUGAUCAUCUUACAUCCGACGCUUACAGCGCGACAUAAGUCGCGGUGCGCAAUGGUGUUCGCAGAGGCGGACAAGGCAUUAUGCGAUGGUGCCGACGAGGAGCUUUGGAUAUUGGAAGUCGCGCUGAAGGUUCACAGAGCAUGUUCUUGA